Messenger RNA from Seriola dumerili (greater amberjack), 2210 nucleotides. RefSeq names its product tripartite motif-containing protein 16-like (gene ftr86). The record is from RefSeq and is a predicted model, not a curated record. Bases 117 to 1982 code for a protein of 621 amino acids. Gene Ontology annotation, molecular function: protein binding; zinc ion binding. Lineage: Eukaryota; Metazoa; Chordata; Actinopteri; Carangiformes; Carangidae. The transcript is spliced from 11 exons.
GUGCAUUUCCUAUUUCUUCAGCCGACUUGAGCAGGGAACCUUGUAGUUAUCGGUAUAUAUCCAGGUCUGACCUCUGAGAAAACUAACUCACCUUUUCUCCUUCAACCCAGCAACAUAUGGCCUCUGCCUGGACUGAGGAGGAGACCUUUGUCUGCUCAGUAUGCCUGGAUACCCUGAAGGACCCUGCCACUCUACCCUGUGGCCAUUCAUACUGCUUGGCUUGUAUCCAGAGCCACUGGGACAAGGGAGAUAGCAAGGGUCAGCACAGCUGCCCCCAGUGUAGGCAGGUCUUCAACCCUCGGCCCUCGCUGGCCAAGAGCACUGUCCUUGUGGAGGCUAUGGAAAAACUGAGAACCAACAGCCUCAAGCAGAGCUCCUCCACAGCUGCCUCCUCAGCCCCACCAUCGAUGCCUGUCUACCUGGAGGUCCUACCAGAUAUGGGGCCACAACAGGGCAGCAUGUACCCUCAGCUUCCUUUAGUGGAACCCAGACCCUGCCCUCAACACAACCGACCCCUGGACCUAUUUUGCCACGAAGACAAGGAGUGUGUGUGUGAGUUGUGUUGCCAACAUGGACACAACGGGCAUCGUGUGCUCAAACCACAGGAAGAGAGGAAGGAGAGACAGCAAGAGCUUGUUCACAUGCAGGCAGAGGUACAGAGGAGAAUUCAGGAGACUGAAAAGACGCUUAAGGAGCUUCCACAUGCUGCUCGCCAACACAAGGCCUUGGUCCAGGCUCUAGAGCAAGAGAGCACAGAUUUAUUCGCAGAGCUAGCCAAGAAUGUGAAUGGAACAGGCACCCAGGUUGGUGAGCUCCUCAGCACCCAUGAGACCUCCUUAGGCAGUCAGGUUGAGGGCCAGAUCCACAGACUGGAGCAGGAGGUGGCACAGCUCCGCUGGAGGAGUGAAGAGCUGAGCAGACUGGCUGACAUGCAGGACCACAUCUGCUUCUUGAAGAAUUUCCUAACCAUGGAGCCCCUGGGUCAGAUGGGUGUCACAAGAGAGUCAGUGCUGAGUCAGGAGGAGGCGGUGGUAGCCUCCAUCCGCUCAGUCAUGAAAGAACUACAAACGUCAGUACAGGAGCUCUGCAAAGCCAGCCUGGCCAAGAUCCUCACAUUAGUGAAUCAUGGCCCUGUGGCUUCAACACCCAAUGGUGCAGUAGUAGACACUACAGCAGCUGAUAACUGUGGGCAGGCCAGUGCACAAAACACAGUGUAUGAAAUGACAACAGACCCUCCACCUUUGCCACCUCCACGAGCUCAAGGGCACAAUUCUUCAUCCAAAUAUCCAGCUUUACAUCCUGCAUGUGCUCAAGUUGUUUGUGAAGCUUCAGCCCCUCCUCCACCCUUCCCUCCUCAUCGACCUCCAGGUCAUAUUAACCGAGGUUACACAACAGUGGGACCUGUGAAUCCAGAACCAAAGUCUAGAGAUGAAUUGUUAAAAUUUCGCUUUGAGCCCACCAUGGACCCCAACACCUCGUAUCGCCAUGUGCUGCUGUCAGACGGAGGUCAUAAGGCCACGAUGCGGGCUGAAAACUUGAACCCACCAGACCAUCCUGAACGCUUCGACUUCUGGAGACAGGUUUUCUGCAGGGAGCCCCUGGCUGGGAGCCCUUACUACUGGGAGGUGGAGUGGACCGGCCAGAAGUUCACCAUUGGCGUGGCCCACAAGGAGAUGGAACGGAAAGGUUCUGAUGACAAAAGCCGUUUGGGCCACAAUCCCCUGUCCUGGAGCUUGUACUGGUCCGGGACUGGCUUCUCCUUCUGGCACGAUGGGCAGGAAAAACUCCUGGGCUCACCUAAGGCCAAGCGGAUCGGCGUCUAUCUGGACCAACUUGUCGGGACUCUGGCUUUUUACCGCAUCGCCAACAACCAGGCUGAACUCAUCCACCGGCACCAGACCCAGUUCACCGGCCCACUGUACCCAGGGUUCAGGUUCUGGGCAGGAGUAGGGGCCACAGUGACUGUUUCUCAAUUGGAUUAAGUUGUGUAUGAAUGAUGGGCUCUUGCUUGUUUUGAUAUAACCUGCUUGUCUGGUGGUACGCAUGUGACUUUGCGAAAUUUGAAUAAGGAAGUACAUGUCUUCUUGCUCUGGAGGUCCUUCCAGAUGAAAAACAAAACUGUUCAUGAGUAUCUGGCUUCAUAAUAUUCCUUUUGCACCCACCUUUUAUUAUUCUGAUGUAAAUCUUUCAAAAACGUCUUUUAAAGUAAA